This is a messenger RNA of Mirounga angustirostris (Northern elephant seal), 3780 nucleotides long. It is a transcript of the gene EXOC1, whose product is annotated as exocyst complex component 1. Bases 164 to 2902 code for a protein of 912 amino acids. Gene Ontology annotation, molecular function: phosphatidylinositol-4,5-bisphosphate binding. Gene Ontology annotation, biological process: Golgi to plasma membrane transport; exocytosis. Gene Ontology annotation, cellular component: plasma membrane; exocyst. Lineage: Eukaryota; Metazoa; Chordata; Mammalia; Carnivora; Phocidae. The transcript has 20 exons. The record is from RefSeq and is a predicted model, not a curated record.
UCCGGCGUGGAGUUUGUCACGUGCCCGGAAAUGGGAAGUGGUGGCUGAACGGCUCAAUUGAGCUCGUCCUAGUAGCGGUGGCCGUCCCGGCCUUGUCCGGUCUCUGUCUUGGAGGACCCGCCUCGGCACAGCCGGGCUCGGUCCGGCCUUGCGCUGAUUAAGAAUGACAGCAAUCAAGCAUGCAUUACAAAGAGACAUUUUUACACCAAAUGAUGAACGCCUGCUGAGUAUUGUCAACGUUUGCAAAGCAGGAAAAAAGAAAAAGAACUGUUUUUUGUGUGCCACAGUGACAACUGAACGCCCUGUGCAGGUGAAGAUGGUCAAAGUCAAGAAAUCUGAUAAAGGAGAUUUCUACAAAAGGCAGAUUGCUUGGGCCCUUCGAGACCUUGCUGUGGUAGAUGCCAAGGAUGCUAUUAAAGAAAAUCCUGAAUUUGAUUUACAUUUUGAAAAAGUAUAUAAAUGGGUUGCCAGCAGCACCGCUGAAAAGAAUGCAUUUAUUUCAUGCAUUUGGAAAUUGAAUCAGCGAUAUCUCCGAAAGAAAAUUGAUUUUGUCAAUGUUAGCUCACAGCUCUUGGAAGAGUCUGUUCCAAGUGGAGAAAAUCAGAGUGUGACAGGAGGUGAUGAAGAAGUAGUAGAUGUAUACCAAGAGUUAAAUGCAAGAGAAGAGCAGGAUAUUGAAAUAAUGAUGGAAGGCUGUGAAUGUGCAAUCUCUAAUGCUGAGGCCUUUGCAGAAAGGUUGUCCAGAGAGCUGCAGGUGCUGGAUGGGGCCAACAUCCAAUCAAUCAUGGCCUCUGAAAAGCAAGUGAACAUCCUGAUGAAGUUGUUGGAUGAGGCUCUAAAGGAGGUAGAUCAGAUUGAGUUGAAACUGAGCAGUUAUGAGGAAAUGCUCCAAAGUGUAAAAGAACAAAUGGAUCAGAUCUCUGAAAGCAACCACCUAAUUCAUCUUAGUAACACUAAUAAUGUAAAACUCCUGUCUGAAAUAGAGUUUCUUGUGAACCACAUGGACCUGGCCAAAGGUCACAUAAAGGCCCUUCAGGAGGGAGAUCUUGCUUCUUCUAGAGGCAUCGAGGCCUGCACCAAUGCCGCUGAUGCCCUUCUGCAGUGCAUGAAUGUAGCUCUCCGUCCAGGCCAUGACAUGCUCCUGGCAGUCAGACAGCAACAGCAGCGUUUCAGUGAUUUGCGAGAGCAGUUUGCCCGGAGACUGGCCAGUCACCUCAACAACGUUUUUGUUCAACAGUUUACUCAGGCCCUCCUUCAACUCUAUAACAGGUCCUACUUUCUUUCGGUGCCUGGUCAUGAUCAGAGUUCAACUCUUGCUCAGCACUCUGUUGAACUGGCUUUACCCAACCAUCAUCCAUUUCAUAGAGACUUGCUUCGAUAUGCCAAGUUGAUGGAGUGGCUGAAGAGUACAGAUUAUGCAAAAUAUGAGGGACUAACAAAGAAUUACAUGGAUUAUUUAUCACGACUUUAUGAGAGAGAAAUUAAAGAUUUCUUUGAAGUUGCAAAGAUCAAGAUGACUGGCACAACUAAAGAAAGCAAGAAGUUUGCUACACUGCCUCGAAAAGAAAGUGCUGUCAAACAGGAAACAGAGAGUCUUCAUGGAAGUUCUGGGAAAUUAACUGGAUCUACUUCUAGUCUAAAUAAACUCAGCGUUCAAAGUUCAGGGAAUCGCAGAUCUCAGUCAUCUUCUUUGUUGGAUAUGGGAAACAUGUCUGCCUCUGAUCUCGAUGUUGCCGACAGGACCAAAUUUGAUAAGAUCUUUGAACAGGUACUAAGUGAACUAGAGCCCUUGUGUCUGGCAGAACAGGACUUCAUAAGUAAAUUUUUCAAACUGCAGCAACAUCAAAGUAUGCCUGGAACCAUGACUGAAGCAGAGGACCUAGAUGGAGGAACAUUAUCCCGGCAACAUAAUGCUGGCGUGCCACCGCCUGUCUCUUCUGAGAAAGAUAUGAUCCGUCAGAUGAUGAUUAAAAUAUUUCGCUGCAUUGAGCCAGAACUGAACAACCUAAUUGCAUUAGGAGACAAAAUUGAUAGCUUUAACUCCCUCUACAUGCUUGUCAAAAUGAGUCAUCAUGUGUGGACCGCACAGAAUGUGGACCCUGCUUCUUUUCUGAGUACUACAUUAGGAAAUGUUUUGGUGACUGUCAAAAGGAACUUUGACAAAUGCAUUAGUAACCAAAUAAGGCAAAUGGAAGAAGUAAAAAUCUCAAAGAAGAGUAAAGUAGGAAUUCUUCCAUUUGUUGCUGAAUUUGAAGAAUUUGCUGGACUCGCAGAAUCGAUCUUUAAAAAUGCUGAACGUCGUGGAGAUCUAGAUAAAGCAUAUACUAAACUUAUCAGAGGAGUAUUUGUUAAUGUGGAGAAAGUAGCAAAUGAAAGCCAGAAGACCCCCAGGGAUGUAGUUAUGAUGGAAAAUUUUCACCAUAUUUUUGCAACACUUUCUCGUUUGAAAAUCUCAUGUCUAGAAACUGAAAAAAAAGAAGCCAAACAAAAAUACACAGAUCACCUUCAGUCUUAUGUCAUUUACUCUUUAGGGCAACCUCUUGAAAAACUAAAUCAUUUCUUUGAAGGCGUUGAAGCUCGAGUAGCACAGGGUAUAAGAGAGGAGGAAGUAAGCUAUCAACUUGCAUUUAACAAACAAGAACUUCGUAAAGUCAUUAAAGAGUAUCCUGGAAAGGAAGUGAAAAAAGGUCUAGAUAACCUCUACAAGAAGGUUGAUAAACAUUUAUGUGAAGAGGAAAACUUACUUCAGGUGGUGUGGCACUCUAUGCAAGAUGAAUUUAUACGCCAAUACAAGCACUUUGAAGGUUUGAUAGCUCGCUGUUAUCCUGGGUCUGGUGUUACAAUGGAAUUCACUAUUCAGGACAUUCUAGAUUAUUGUUCCAGCAUUGCACAGUCCCACUAAAAAAGAAGAGAUAAAUGAAAGAAGUGUCUACUAUUUUAUUUAUAUAUAUAUGGGAAAAGAAAAAGAUUUAGGUGCUAGGGAGCCCCUGUUGCUUUACGUCAACAGACUGGGUAGGAGGAAUGGUUAUAUACAACUUGCCUUAUCUGUGUGAUUAAUAACACGAGACCUACCUGUUGCAGGUGGUCACUUGGCCCUAUGUGCUAACAGAGGCAUGUGAAAGGAAGAACAGCAAAUUAAGUGUCCCAGAAAGUGACAAAACCAUACUUUUGACAAGUUUAUUUAAUCCAUUGUGGUAGAAAAGGUACAACUCCAAUAAAUGUAUCAUUAAAUGUUUAAAAAUUAAAAAAAACUUCUGAAGAAAAGAUAAAUGAAAAAAGCACUCUGAGUACACCAGACAUUAUUCAAAAUUAUCAAGUAACUGUUUUGAGAACCCAGACUUAGAACUUUAUGUAUUAUUAAAUGUCAGAUAAAUGGGUAAUACCAUACUACAAAUAUUCAAGAGCAAAAGUACCAAUUUAUGUAGCAGUUUUAUUUGCCCAAUAGGUUGUGUACUAACUUAAAACAUUUGUCUCAUCACAAAAUGCCUUUAGCAUUUUUCUGUGACUGAACAGAAAGUUUUCUUUUAUUGCCUACUUUCUUGUAUUUGUCAGUGGUUGUCCUGUGUGUAAGGCAUCAGGAGUUCUUCAUUUUUCACUAACUCACUAUUGCCUACAAAUCAUGGAACUACUAAAAUAAUUGUACAGAAUUUUUUUCCCCUCUGUCUAACUAAUGUGUAUAUGGAUAAGGGAUCUUGUGAUGUUCAGUUGUAAACUUAGAUUCUGAGAAUUAUGUGACUGUGUGGCAGUGAAUCUGAAAUAAAGAAAUUUUCAAAAAAAUUU